AUGCAGCAAAUCGACAACGACCGCCUUGUUGCUACUCUCGAGCAAAUGGUCCUUUCUUACGAGCAGCAAAUUGCGCCCCUCGCCAGAGACCUUGCUGCUGCUGUUGCUGCUGCUCUUCUCCAAAUGCUGCAGCGCGAAGGAGCAGCACAAAACUCCAAAGACACAGACGCAGAAGACGACGCCAGCUUCGCCUCCAUUGCUGCCAUCAGCACUCUCAAAACGGUGUUGGGUGCGGUGUGCGAAACGCCGCACUUGUACGGGGAGAUCCUGCCGCAUUUGCUGCCAGCUCUGGACGUUUUGCUGCGGGAAGAAAACGCAGACCAUUUGGAAGACACAAUUUCUCUUUUGGAAUAUUUUUCUUUUUAUUUGGAAACUCCUUUUCCCGCGGAGCUGUGGGGCGGGGGCGCUGCCGCCGCGGCCCGAAAGCGGGUGGAGGCGUGCAUGGGGCUGCAGCUGCUGUGCUCGCUGCUGCUGGGGUCAGCAGCAAAGCGCUCUGUGGACGCGCUGCUGCAGCCGUGUCUGCUGCUGGUGUGGGAGUGGGUGCAGCAGCUGCAGCAGCAGCAGCGGCGAGUGGACAAAGGCACCAAAAGAUGUUUUAUUCUUUUCAUUUCUUCGCUGCUGAUUUACGCCCUCGAGCCCGCGCUGCUGCUGAUGCAGCAGCAGCAAAUGCUGCAGCCAGUUAUUGCUUUUGUCCUCGCCAAUGCAGAUGUCGUCGAGGCGUGA
Messenger RNA from Eimeria tenella, 723 nucleotides. RefSeq lists its product as uncharacterized. Lineage: Eukaryota; Apicomplexa; Conoidasida; Eucoccidiorida; Eimeriidae. The record is from RefSeq and is a predicted model, not a curated record. The transcript is spliced from 4 exons. The coding region runs from base 1 to 723 and encodes 240 amino acids.